Boeremia exigua is the source of this 333-nucleotide messenger RNA. RefSeq lists its product as uncharacterized. The record is from RefSeq and is a predicted model, not a curated record. Bases 1 to 333 code for a protein of 110 amino acids. NCBI's taxonomy places the organism in Eukaryota, Fungi, Ascomycota, Dothideomycetes, Pleosporales, Didymellaceae. The transcript has 2 exons.
AUGAAGUCCCUCUCCAUCAUCGCCGCCGCCGUCCUCGCUGCAGGCGUCACCGCCCAAUCCCCCUCCAUCACCACCACCAUCACCGCGCACGCCGGCUGCCCCACGGGCCCCGCCGCCGACGUGAUGGUGACCCGCAGCAACGCACCGGUGCCCAGCUGCGCGGCCGGCAACGGCACCAAGCCGUCCAUCGUGACGAUGCCGGGCUACGGGCCGCCGGCGGGCAACGCCACGGCGACGGGCAGCAUGGCGCCGCAGUUCACGGGCGCGGCGGGCAGGACGGUGGUGUCGGGUGUGCUGGGGGUGGUUGCGGGGUGUGCGGUGUGGAUGUUGUAG